AUUGUUUCAAAUAACACAGCACAGCUGACAUGUGAUCUCUUUCCAAGUUUCUUUUCCCUCACAGAUGACUUCCAGCUUGUUAUCCCUGAAAAAGGUGAAAGAGUUAAGAUUAAUCAUGGACCUGCUCUCGUUGUGUCGUGUCACUUGUCUCCUACAAUCAGUGCUGCUGACAUGGACAUUACCUGGUAUAGCGAGACAUCUGUUGUUUGCGCUUAUAAGAAUCGAGAGAUGACACAGGGAGUUGGCUAUGAGGAAAGAGCCAAUCUGUUCAUCCAUGACCUGAUGAGAGGGAAUGUGUCCUUACGAGUGGCAAACUUUACAGAGUCUGAUCUGGGAGUUUACAUGUGCCAGGUCACCAGUCAGAAUAAAACACAGCAGAUAACAGUCAAUGUAGCAGAAGAAGGUAAGCACUUCAUAACUCCUCUAAGGAUUUUAUGUACAUUUGAAGAUAUUAGUUGUGUAAGUCCAUCUUUUUCCUCAACAGAUUUUGAACUUGUUUUUCCCCAAACAACUAAAGAAGCAAAGGUUUCUCUGGGCUCCGAAUUAACUAUUUUUUGUUACUCGUCUCCUGAAAUCUGUGCCACUGCCAUGCAGAUCAGAUGGUUUAAGGUGACUGACUGUGUUUGUGUCUACAAGAACACACAAAUUAUUAAGGGCAGAGGUUAUAAAGACAGAGUUAGUCUCGACACUGGUGAGCUGGAGAGAGGAAAUGUAUCUGUACAUCUGAGAAACUUCAGUAUUUCAGAUGUUGGAGAUUAUCACUGUCAGGUCAGCAGUGGAGGCAGAACACAACACAUUAAUGUAGGAGGUGAGCAUUCUCUACUAUACCAAAUCUGUUAUCUUUUGCUAGAACAAGAAAUCUUUUACUUCAGUGUGACUAUUUCAUUCACCUUACAGACAGACAAAAUAUGGACCGAAGAAGAGACCAAUAAAAUGGAUGAAUCUGCUCUAAUGGCAGAGAUAAAUGUUAACAACGUACAAGAGCUUUACCGGAAAUUGAUAAGGGCUUACAAUAAAAGAAACUGAACAAGAGUUGAGAGAGACCAGGAUGGCUUAAUAUUUAACCUUCAUGAUCAGGUUUUACACAGAGACAGCCAAAAUCCUUUUAAACAACUUAGAAACGGUGUUGUCUAUUGCGUUUUUUGGAGAACUUGUUAAAUGCAUGUUAAUUUGAUGCUAAUUGAUGUUGUCUUGUCAUUAUGUGAUGAUGAUUAUUUAACUUUGACACAAAACUGUGUGAGAAUAUUUACAAAAAUUAUGCAA
This is a messenger RNA of Danio aesculapii, 1263 nucleotides long. RefSeq lists its product as uncharacterized. The annotation marks the transcript as partial. The record is from RefSeq and is a predicted model, not a curated record. Lineage: Eukaryota; Metazoa; Chordata; Actinopteri; Cypriniformes; Danionidae. The transcript has 5 exons.